CGUUUGACUGUUCAUAUGAAAUGUCAAGUCAUUGUAAAACCGGCGAAGACGAAUAAUACGCAAACAUUUCAAAUAAAAACAAUCGAGAGAAGAAAAAACGACUGUAAAAAUGCAGAAAACAUUUGUGUUUGAUGAGAAAAUCAACUUGAAUGGAUAUUCAGUUGUGUUUCCAAGUGUAUGUGUGGGAAAUGUGGCUCAAUUGGCUGUUGAUUUUCUGAUAUCCACAUUAGAAAUGAAAAAGGUUGCCACCGUAUGGCAUACGGCGAUAAUUCCAAUACUAGGUCCACGUGCGUUUGACCACAAAACGGUAUCGGAUGCCUCAUCACCGUCUGCAAACAUAACAACUGCCUGUGAACUAUUUGUUAGUGAAGCAAAACGCUUGGCAUGCUUUCAACUACGAUCGCCGCUCGUGGCAGGCAAAUGUCUAACGGCGUUUUUUGGCGAAUUGAUUGAGCUCCUGAAAGAUCAACAGGUGCAACAAAUCGUCAUUUUAACUGGAAUGUUUUCACACGAGCAACAUGCAAUUGGAACGACGAAAUUCAUGUAUUUGGCUAAUAAUCAAUGUCAAAAAGAAUGCAAGGCGCAGCUUGAAAAUGGCAGUUGGAUCAAAUGGGAUGAAAAUAACAAAAUUAUUCACGGCGGCGGAUUUGCAUUGAAAUUGUACAAACAAAUCGGCGAAUCGGUGUCCAGUUGUAUAUUCUUCAAGUACACAGCAGAAGGUGAUAAUAGAAAUGAUGCAGCUGAAAUGGUUUAUCAUUUGAAUUCACUUCUCGGUGGAAUUUUGGCACAAAGUUCGGACCAAGGUGGCUUUAAAUUGGUGUCGCCAUGUUCGUGGAAUGCCAUGUUCGGCAAUGACCCAACCGAACAAUUAUAUUAAGUGAAUUUGGUUAAUAUUUCUGUUUUUUUUUACAGCUUUUUCGAUUAAUAAAAUUAUGGUGGAACCAAUUUUCAGAUUAUUAUUUUUUUCA
Messenger RNA from Contarinia nasturtii (swede midge), 968 nucleotides. RefSeq names its product proteasome assembly chaperone 2. Bases 110 to 877 code for a protein of 255 amino acids. The transcript is spliced from 3 exons. The record is from RefSeq and is a predicted model, not a curated record. Gene Ontology annotation, cellular component: nucleus; cytosol. Gene Ontology annotation, biological process: proteasome assembly. NCBI's taxonomy places the organism in Eukaryota, Metazoa, Arthropoda, Insecta, Diptera, Cecidomyiidae.